UGACAUGUUUUAUUUUGUAGUUUAAGAACCAAGUCUGCAAAGAAAUCCACAUCUCAGGCUCUUAUUUUGAAGGUGCCUCCGCCAGCUGCCCGGAUGUGCCUCCAUUCCAAGCUCCCGUCGGCAGCAGCAGCGUCUCUUCGUCACUGCGGUGGUAAAGUGUCAGUUAGCUCCUUCAGUCCUGACCCAGCAGAGUCUCUGUAUGUCUGGAUAAACCUCUGAAUGGACUUCUAGAGGUUCUCCUUUGGUUCUGGAUGUUGUUCCUCGGACUCAUCUCCCGCUACAAAGACAUUGAAGUUAGCUUAGCAUGCUAACAGCGCUAGUCCCAGUUUAAAGGACUUUGUGACGGACUUUGUGUGGAGAAAACGUUUCUGUCGUUGGGGGGAAAUGUCUAAAGUCCAAAUGCUGAGAUGUUUCGUCAACCAGCGACUCACUGCGGCUGCGCAGGAGAUAUGUGGGCUGUUUGAAAGAACGAUAGCAGAGUACGAGGAGGAACUUUGUAGUUCUCAAGAGGAGAACGAGCGACAACGGAAAUUGCUGGACGACUUUCUAAAACCGGAAGUCCAGAAACAACGAGCAGAGGACCAGGAGGACCAGGAGGACCCGGACUCCCCCCCAGGCAUUAAGGAGGAGCAGGAGGAGCUGUGGCUUGGUCAGGAGGCCGGUGCCAAGUUCUCCUUCAGCCCUGUGACGAGUGAAGAUGAUGAAGAGGAGGCUCAGUCCUCUCAGCUUCAUCAAAGGCUAACUGAACACAUGGACACAGAUGAGGAUGAAGAGGAUGAAGAGCACUGUGGAAGACCAGAACCAGAUGUCCAGCAGCUGUUGGUGGCUCAAGAAGAGGUCCAGACUGAGCAGCAGGACUGGCGCUCCAGUCUGGACCAGGAGGACCCAGAACCCCCCCACAUUAAAGAGGAAGAGGAGGAACUCUGGAUUCGUGAGGAGGGCGAGCAGCUUCAAGGGCUCGAGGUGGCUGGUGUCAAGUUCCCAUUCGCUCCUGUAAAGAGUGAUGAUGAUGAAGAGGAAGGUCCGUCCUCUCAGCUUCAUCAGAAACAAACUGGAAAGAACAGACGGCCACAACGUUUGAAAAAAGAAGCUGAUGGAGAAAAAGUCGAGGCCGAGAAACCGACUCAGUCCAAAACGGGCGUGAAACCAUUUCAGUGCUCGGUUUGUGGCAAGACGUUCGCUCGCCCACGUUUUCUACGGCAGCACAUGACGGUCCACACGGGCGAGAAGCCGUUCAGUUGUUCAGUGUGUGAUAAAACAUUCGCCCGAAAAGGGAACCUGAAAUAUCACAUGGCUGUUCACACGGGGGAGAAACCGUUUAGUUGUUCCGUGUGCGGCAAAAAAUUCCCACUGGAGCAAACCAUGAAACGACACUUAACAGUUCACUCUGAGGAGAAACCGUUCAGUUGUUCCGUUUGUGGGAAAACAUUCCCACUAGAACAAACUCUGAAACGACACUUAACGGUCCACUCGGAGGACAAACCGUUCAGCUGUUUGUUUUGUGGGAAAGCAUUUGCACUGAAAGGAAGACUGAAUGAUCACAUGACGAUCCACACAGGGGGGGAAAGCAUCCAAUUUGACUACAUCGAGUAAGAAAUAUUAACAACGCAAAAGUCUGAAACGACUUUUAAAGUCCACACGGGAAGAAGAGGAAAAUAGUCGUUGAGUUUGCUAUAAAAGAUUCUCUCUUGUGGUAUUUAAAAACUCACAGUUGUGUUUGUGAGUGCAUCAUGAAUACAUGAGGCUGAAAACCGGCUCAUUCAGCUCAGAUGAAGCUUGCUUCUAUGAUAUUGGCUCAUAUGUGAUGUAUUGUCAAUUUUAUAUUAAUAAAAAUGUUCCAAGUGGUCUGAA
This is a messenger RNA of Pseudoliparis swirei, 1851 nucleotides long. Its product is annotated as zinc finger protein 135-like. NCBI's taxonomy places the organism in Eukaryota, Metazoa, Chordata, Actinopteri, Perciformes, Liparidae. The coding region runs from base 385 to 1593 and encodes 402 amino acids. Gene Ontology annotation, molecular function: DNA-binding transcription factor activity; RNA polymerase II cis-regulatory region sequence-specific DNA binding. The transcript is spliced from 3 exons. Gene Ontology annotation, biological process: regulation of transcription by RNA polymerase II. The record is from RefSeq and is a predicted model, not a curated record.